AUGAACCAAUUCAACAACCUCCGACUCAAAGACAAGGCCACCAGCACAUGUUGCCUGCCAGAGCUUGUUGAAACCCCAUCUGAAGAGCAUUUCAGGCUCAUUGAAUCAAGUUUUGUGUCCAUGUUUUAUGGGCUACUGGAUGUCAAGGCCAAAGAGUCACCAGUGGAGCUUGAUAUGACUGGCCCCAAGUUGCUUGAGGCACUCAGCAGCGAAGGCGACACACUUGACCUCGCCCUGCAGUCUGCAAGCAAGGCCAUGUCUCAUUUGGCCGUCAUCAUGACAAACACUCAGCCACAACCAACAAUGAAGCACAAGGCAGAUGACAUUGUCACCAUCUCAGAAAAUGAGUCUGAAGAUUCUGGCCAACCCAGGGCAGCAGCAUGCAAGCCACCCCACAAAAUCAUGUGGCAUAUGACCACUACCACUGGUGCUGAUACUCCAGAGGGGAUUUCUCCAGUCACACUAGACCACUACCUCAAACCAAGAAGCCGGCUGCCACACUGCAAAGCUCUCUCACAACGGCCAUCAGAUGCCAGUGCCAGCACUCAGUGUCAACUUCCUGCAGUUAUACCCAGCUCCACUCCCUCAAACUUAGUUUCAGUGAUUAGUCCUGCUGGUACUGCUGCUUUCGCACCCAUUCUGAGGUCCCCAGGGAUGACCCGUUCUCAACACUUCUUCACCAUUGCCACAAGAAUUGAUGCCUGCGCCAUGCAAAUCUCUGGCAAUAUUGAGUUCCACUUAUUUAUGGACAUGAGAGCUGAGUUUGUGUGGAUCUCAUUCAAGAUGAUGCCCAAACAGUGGGCUGUAGCUACUGAGACUUACAAUAACCAUCUUGAGGAGAAGAAUUAUGCUAAUGGGCUCGAAACGAGUAACUUCAAAUCUUGUUCUGGAGAAGGUACUGUCAUGCUAUUAAGCUCAUCAAGGCUGAGCCUAGGAAGAAGAUUCACAAGGCACACACGUGCUCCCACUGUGUCCAAAAACGAGCCACCUCCAUCCAGGCCACAGCCACCAGGUGUAUUCUCCAAAGGCAAGCACUUCUAUCCAUGCGCCUUCCUCGAAACCGUCAAGCAAAUCUACGAGAAAGUAUUCCUAUGGCCUUCUGGUGAAAGCCCUGCCCUCAAACAGGAGGCAUUUGCAACAAUGCUGCUGGACUGGUCAACAACACUCGAAUCAGGGACAGUGUUGUUUAAGUUGUAUGAGGAGCUGGAGAUUAAUGGAAUGACACCGGAUGUGCUACUCACUGUGCACAAUGGUGUCAAGCACCUUCACAUUGAGUAUCUGCAGGAGCACUGGACCACAUUGUAG
This is a messenger RNA of Suillus discolor, 1305 nucleotides long. RefSeq lists its product as uncharacterized. Lineage: Eukaryota; Fungi; Basidiomycota; Agaricomycetes; Boletales; Suillaceae. Bases 1 to 1305 code for a protein of 434 amino acids. The record is from RefSeq and is a predicted model, not a curated record. The transcript is spliced from 7 exons.